Plasmodium relictum is the source of this 1596-nucleotide messenger RNA. RefSeq names its product methionine aminopeptidase 1b, putative (gene METAP1b). NCBI's taxonomy places the organism in Eukaryota, Apicomplexa, Aconoidasida, Haemosporida, Plasmodiidae. The transcript has a single exon. The record is from RefSeq and is a predicted model, not a curated record. Gene Ontology annotation, molecular function: metalloaminopeptidase activity. Bases 1 to 1596 code for a protein of 531 amino acids. Gene Ontology annotation, biological process: proteolysis.
AUGAGUAUCGAUAUGGAAGAAAAAAAUAGAAAUUCACAAGAAACUAAAAACGAAAAAAAAAAUGAAAAAGAUGAACAUAGUUAUAACAAUGUAAGUAUGGGAGAUUAUGAAUAUGUGAGAAAAAAAAUUGAAAAUUUAAAAAUAAAUUCAGAUAAGUUCAUAAAUGAUCAAAAUUAUUUAAAUGACGUAAAAUUUGAGAAUGAAAAAAAAUUGAAUAACGAUAGAAAUCAUACUGGCAUUACCACUGAAAAGAUUAAUAGCCAAAAUAAGAUUAAUCAUGGAAAUUUAAAUGUUCCUAAUGAUAAUAAUACAGUUAAUGAACAAAAAGUAAGUGAUAUCAAUAAAAAUGAUUCUAAGCCUACUUCAAUUAUAUUGAAUGAUAAAAAAAAUGGCGAUUUAUGCAAUGGAUGUAAGAAAAUUUUAAGUAAAAAACUAAGUUGUCCCAUAUGCUUAAAAAAUAAUUUAAAUAGUUAUUUUUGCAGUCAAGAGUGUUUUAAGAACUCAUGGAAAGAACAUCAAAUUGUUCAUGAAAAUACCAAAAACAACGAAAAGGAAAAUUUUAUGUCAAUUGUCAAGAAACAUUUAUCCCCGGAACAUUACGAUCCUAAUAAUAGGAAAUAUUGGAGAUAUGAUGAUCAUUUAAAAAACUUCAUUGACUUUAAGUUUACAGGUGAUAUAAGACCAUGGCCUAUAUCAGAAAUUAAUGAAAUUCCCGAACAUAUAGAACGCCCUGAUUAUGCUAUAAGUUCUAUUCCCCAUUCUGAAUUAAUAUAUAAAAGAAAAAGUGAUAUUUAUAUAAACAAUGAAGAAGAGAUUAAAAGAAUAAAAGAAGCAUGCAUAUUAGGGAGAAAAGCAUUAGAUUAUGCUCAUUCAUUAGUUUAUCCAGGAGUUACAACAGAUGAAAUAGAUAAAAAAGUUCAUAAUUUUAUAAUUAAUAAUAAUGCAUAUCCAUCUACUUUAAAUUAUUAUAAAUUUCCUAAAUCUUGUUGCACUUCAGUAAAUGAAAUUGUCUGUCAUGGAAUACCUGAUUAUAGGCCAUUGAAAAGUGGAGAUAUUGUAAAUAUAGAUAUAAGUGUGUUUUACAAAGGAGUUCAUGCAGAUUUGAACGAAACAUUUUUUGUUGGUGAUAUAAAUGAAAUAUCGAAAGAAGCAAAAGAAUUAGUAGAAACUUGUUAUUUUUCACUAAUGGAAGCAAUUAAAAAAUGUAAACCAGGAAUGUUAUACAAAAAUAUUGGUAACAUAAUAGAUGCCUAUGUGUCAAAAAAAAACUUUUCAGUAGUUCGAUCAUAUUCUGGUCAUGGAGUGGGGAAACUUUUUCAUACAAAUCCCACUGUUCCACAUUUUAAAAAAAAUAAAGCUGUGGGUAUAAUGAAACCUGGUCAUGUUUUUACAAUCGAACCUAUGAUUAAUCAGGGGCAUUAUAGUGAUAUAUUAUGGCCGGAUAAAUGGACAAGUGCUACUUCUGAUGGAAAGUUAUCUGCUCAAUUUGAGCAUACCUUAUUAGUUACCGAAAAAGGGGUAGAAAUUUUAACAAAGAGAACAAAAGAAUCUCCUACUUUGGGUUUUGAUACAAAAGAUCAUUUGUAUUUUACAUAA